AUGGCGGCCGAAUCAGCGAAAAAGCUCGAGGUCCCUGCGACUACGGAUCGUCCCGAGUCUACAACUUCUACACUACGAGGAGAGGAUGUUCAGGAGAAGAAGAAGGAGGAGGGACAGACAGAUGAAGAUGUCGAAGCUGGCACAGUUCAAGGCAACAGUGACAGUGAUUCCCCUGAAGAAGAUGACUACCCAACUGGUAUCAACAUGUUCUUCAUUGUUCUCGCCCUAGUCAUGGCUGUCUUCCUUUUCUCCCUUGACUUGACUAUCGUGGCCACAGCUAUUCCUAAGAUCACCGAUGAAUUCAAGGGUCUUGACAAGGUCGGCUGGUAUGGUGCUGCCUUCUUCAUGACUGUCGGAGCUUUCCAAUCAACCUGGGGUAAAAUCUACAAGUACUUCCCUCUCAAGACAUCGUUCAUCGUGGCCAUUUUCAUCUUCGAACUUGGCUCCGUCAUCUGUGGUGCCGCUCCCAACGCUGAAGCCCUUAUCACUGGCCGUGCCAUCGCUGGUGUUGGUGGUGCAGGUCUCGGUGCUGGAGCUUAUACUAUCAUCGGAUUCUCUGCUCCUCCCAAGAAGCGACCUGCCUUUACUGGUAUCAUCGGUGCUGCAUACGGUAUCGCUUCAGUUAUCGGUCCUCUCUUGGGUGGUGCCUUUACUGAUCACGUCUCCUGGCGAUGGUGUUUCUACAUCAACCUUCCAAUUGGAGGUGUCUCUGCUGCCAUCAUCUUCUUUUUCUUCAAGACACCCCGUGCUGCCAUCCCUGUCAAGGCUCCUCUUCUUGAGAAGUUUCUCCAGAUGGACCCUCUCGGCAUUGUCUUGAUGAUGGGUCUUACCAUCUCGUACAUUCUGGCUGUUCAGUACGGUGGUCAGGCUCACGCUUGGGACUCUUCUGUAGUCAUCGGUCUCCUUGUCGGUUGGGUUGCCAUCACUGUUGUCUGGGCCAUCUCCUGCUACAUCCAGGGUGAACGCUCCAUGAUCCCUGUCCGCAUCCUCAAGAACCGUACCGUCUGGGUCAUGAGCGCUUUUGCCUUCAUCUUUGCCGGUUCUUUCUUCCUGGCCAUCUACUACAUUCCCAUCUACUUCCAGUCUAUCCACAAUGCUUCUCCUACGAGCAGUGGUGUUCGCAAUCUUCCCCUCAUUCUCGCGGUUACCUUCUCUACUAUCAUCAGCGGUGCUCUUGUUACUGCUACAGGCUGGUAUCAACCUCUCCUCAUCGGUGGUGCCGCUAUUGCAACCGUCGGUGCCGGUCUCUUGUACCUGCUUGAUAUUGAUACAUCGACUGGAAAGUGGAUUGGCUACCAGAUUGUCGCUGGUGUUGGCUGGGGUUUGGCCUUCCAGAUUCCCAUGAUUGCUGUCCAGGGUACCGUUGACCCUAAGGAUCUUGCCUCUGCCACUGGUAUUCUUCUGUUCUUCCAAGGUCUUGGUGGUGCCUACAUUGUCUCUGGCGGCCAGGCUGCUUUUGUCAACCAGAUGCUCCUCGACAUCUCCGAGAACGCUCCUCAAAUUGACAAAGGCCAGCUGAUCCUUACUGGCGCUACUGCUCUUCGUGAGACGUUCGAUAACGAGACAUAUCCCAUUGUGCUCAACGGUUAUAUGCACGGCUUGAACACCGUAUUCGCCAUGGCCAUCGCUUUUGUUGGUUUCUCCUUCUUGAUCACUCUGCUCACCCGUUGGAAGAAGCUCAACCUUGCCAACAUUACUGGUGGCGCGGCUUAA
Molecule: messenger RNA, 1713 nt
Organism: Fusarium coffeatum
Lineage: Eukaryota; Fungi; Ascomycota; Sordariomycetes; Hypocreales; Nectriaceae
Exons: 4
Coding region: 1-1713 (570 amino acids)
Biological process (GO): transmembrane transport
Molecular function (GO): transmembrane transporter activity
Source: RefSeq, a predicted model, not a curated record